AUGUUUGUAAGCAUGAUUACAUCCGGGAGCACGAUUGCGAAGGAGAUCAUGGGUGGCAUGCAGAGUGUUAAUGGGACGUUUGAGAUUGGGGCGACGUUGUGUAUGCCCGGAGGGAAUGAUACUGCCCCGGAGCAGGUGCAGAUUUUGACGCAUGGGGUUGGGUUUGAUCGGAAUGUUUAUUCGGACUUCGCACCAGGCUACAGCUACGUCGACGUAGCCGCCCAAUACAACCACGCGACCUUCUACGACCGUCUAGGCGUCGGCAAAUCCGCCAAACCAGACCCCAUCAACACCGUGCAAUCACCCCUCGAGGCCGAAAUCGCCAACUCCCUCGCCAAAUCGCUCCGCCAGGGCGCUUUCAGCGGUAUCGCAUUCAAGAAGGUCAUUGGUGCCGGUCACUCGUUCGGCAGUAUCAUUACCCAAGCCAUCACAGCGCAGUACCCAGCAACUCUCGAUGCUGCAAUCUUGACGGGUUUCUCGACGAAUAGCACUGGAAUGCCGCCGUUUUUGCAGGGCUUGAAUUUGGCCAUUGCGUCGCAGAAUAGCCCAUACAGGUUUGCGGAUCUGAAUAAUGGUUACAUCGUCUCGUCAUCGGCCAUUCCGAACCAAAUCGAAUUCUUCCGCGCGCCAGGUUUCGAUCCGGCGAUCUUGUACCAGGCUGAGGCGCAGAAGGGGACUGUUACGCUCGGUGAGCUACUCACCACAUCGGCAGUGAUGGCACCAGCGAUGAACUGGACCAAGCCUGUGGCUGUCGUUAACGGUGCUGAGGACCUGCCAUUCUGUCUUGGAAACUGCUCGUACCCGACCAACAAGGCGCAGGCGGUGUUCGCGAUGCUGUACCCUGCGACGAAUACGACUGGAGCCUAUUUGAGUGAGGUUGCAGGACAUGGGUUGAAUCUGCAUUAUUCGGCUGUUGAGGCAUAUCAUUAUAUCCAGGACUUCAUCGGCAAGAAUGUGAGGUAG
This is a messenger RNA of Fulvia fulva, 963 nucleotides long. RefSeq lists its product as uncharacterized. NCBI's taxonomy places the organism in Eukaryota, Fungi, Ascomycota, Dothideomycetes, Mycosphaerellales, Mycosphaerellaceae. The transcript has 2 exons. Bases 1 to 963 code for a protein of 320 amino acids. The record is from RefSeq and is a predicted model, not a curated record.